Lymnaea stagnalis (great pond snail) is the source of this 5299-nucleotide messenger RNA. The record is from the annotation of a GenBank genome assembly. Lineage: Eukaryota; Metazoa; Mollusca; Gastropoda; Lymnaeidae.
CUCAGGUUUGUGGAGGUGUGGCAUGUGGUUGUCGUGGCUUUCAUGUCCGCGUGUAGACGGGCGUGUGAGCAGCUCAUGUUGACUAUCACAAAAAAAGGAAAUGGCUGGUCUUUGAUCAACUGAUGUUUAUCAAGGAGUAGUAGAGGCAGGAACAUUGCAUUACUUUAGACCAGUCCAGUUGAACAAGGCAAGUACUUCGUUGGUAAAGUUGGCUAAUAACUACUUUAGGUCAGUCCAGCAGAACAAGGCAAGUACUUCAUUGUUCAGUUAGGCUUGUCAUUACUUCAGGUCAGUCCAGUAGAACAAGGUAAAUACUCCGUUGGUAAGGUUGGCGGGUAAUUACUGGUGGCCAGUUCAGUAGAUCCAGGUAAGCCAUUGACCGGUCAGGUUGGCUGGUCCUUACUAUCGGCCAGUCCAGUGGAGCCGGUAGGUUCAAUUAUGGCAAGUUGACUGAUGAAAUCUCUCACUGAUGACGUCUUAAAACAAUAUGAUGGACUCUGUUAGAGAUGACAUUAUCUUUUUUUUCCUUUGCGUCUUCUCAUUCACUAAUGCAACAUUACCUCAACUUAAAGUUUAAUUCAGGAAGAUAAUCUCUGCGUUGUCUAAUUCCUUGUUUCAUCCCCACAAAAAAAGUUUUAAAAAAAACAACCUAAUAUAAAAACCAGAUUCAAAAUACAUGUAAUAAUGGCAAAUAGCUUGGCCGAACUUUAUCUAGCUGAUUAAAACAUUUUAUCAUGCUGUUCUCCAACAAUCUUAAUCCUUGAUUAUUUCUCCCUUGCUGUUUUCUUCGCCCAGGUAUGUGUUCUUCUCUUACAUCUUAAAAUUUCCAAAGGCGAUUUAAAAAAAAAAAUCCUGAAUUCAAAAAUUAAUUUAAAAAAUAAAUCAAUUUAUUUACAAUUUUCAGGGAUUUUACAUUCAGCAAUGCCAUCCCCAAGAAACUUGAUCCUUCUGUGCGCCGCCCUGGCAGUUUUCAUACCCACCAGCAGCGCCCAUAGACAUAAUCAUAACCACCAUCAGGACAGGCAUAACCACGAUUGGGCCGGUCAUAACCACCAUCAGGACUGGCAUAACCACGAUUGGGCCGGUCACAACCACCGUCAGGACUGGCAUAACCCCCAUCAGGACAGUUACAACAACCGCCCAUUCACCACGCCCCUGUACUGUGACGGUACCUCCGUCUACACGUGGAGCAGAACCCUCGCUGCGACGUCAACCUACCAGGCGUGUCCACAGACCUUGUGUUAUGAUUACUUCACCAGGAACAGCUGCUGCAUGACCGACUUCUUUGGAGGUGAGCUAAUCCCCAAACCUUUUGUCAGACGUGGACUCAAAGGUUAUGUGUUGAUAUCUCUUAUUUUGCUUCAGGUGUGUCCUGCUUCCUUUUCGAAACCACCCCCAUCCCCCGCCCCAGCUCCGCACGUUUUAUAUCAAUAGUACUGAGUGAAGAAGAGGCUGCCAUGCGUGACAUGCGAACUCAGGUAUAUACAAAAUAUUUUUUAAAAGAAGGCGGCUAUUAUUCGGUGUUGCUAUUGUUUGUUUUCAUCUGAAGCACCCAGCGAGCUUCAUGUGUGACGUCUGAACGCCUUUAAAUAGUUUGCUAUCGCCUUUAUACUGCGAGUGUGGUUUCCUUAGUAUUUCACUGUUUUAAAAUGAAUGACAGUAUCUUCUCUAUCGACCGGUUUUUGUACAGCGUCAUCUCUAUUCCGCGAUCCGGUAACCGCCUGUUCCUAUCGGUGGGUUAUUUUUUUGACACAAACGGUUGACGAAGGCAAUGCGCUUCCACUACGACAUGGAGCAGUCGAUUUCGUUGAAUUUUAUAGAAAAUGACAAAUUAACGCUUUUUUUUUGUUGUGGUGAAAGAGGGGGGUGGGGGGUGUCGGGAUAAAAUUUUCUCAAAACUCCAGGAACCGUUGUAAAAAAACCCACCUGGUUAACCCCUAGUAUGAAUUAAUCGUCCUGUAGAUAUUUCAUUACAUUCUACUGGUCAUUGUGUACAUUUGAAAGGGGAGAUGUUCUUUCAUUACAUUUAUUUUGUACCAGGGAAGGUUGUCCUCUUACUGUACUGCAUACAUUUGUACCAGAGUUCAGUAUUGUUUAAAUAGCUUUUAAUAUAUUCAAGUAGGUAAGUAGGACGAAAUCCAAAAGGCCUGGGAUUAUCCUUUAAGGAUUCUGCGCUGGUUCCCAACAGCAAAUAGCCUCUCUCCGCGCCGCUGGAUAGCCCAAGGGAACAUCAUUUGGAUGAUAGAGCUUGGCACCAGUGGCGUCGCAGGAGUUGUCGGAAUGUUUCAUUAUUCCAAUGUUAUCCGCUUACGGGACUACUAGGGAGUUUGAAUUCAGAGUUUCCUUCUCUUAGAUGAUUUGCCAUCCAGGGUUACGCGUCCCAUCCACCCGGGGUGCUGGGGAUGUUUUUUUGCUUGACUGGGCUCUGGCUGGAAUUGAACUCCAGACCACCAACUUGAGAUAAUAAUUGAUAAUAAUUGGUUAGUAUUUUUUUCUAUAUUUAUCAAUUGUACGGCAAAACACGGGAAGUUUAACUGCGUGCACAACGAUGGUCAUCAUAAUAGCAAUGGCACAAACAUUAUAUUAGCAGUGUUUGUUUCCAAAUGUUUUCAUAUUUUGACGUCAUUGCUGGUUCCAUUAGGUUUGUUAAAUCUGACAAGCACUACGCGAUAUGGCGAUAACAUAUUUUGUUUUAUAAAAUCACAGUAAAUUAAAACACGCAUUUAAUUUUAAGAUCUCAAAAUGCCAAGUGCAGAGGCUUCUGUCAACAAUCAUAACUAAUUGAGUUACUGGUUUGCACAAGGUCCCCUAGAAGUCCAGUCGCGGGAAUCAGAAAAAGCCUAAAUGAGCAGUGGCAAAAAAAUAAAUAAAAAAUUCAACCUUGAGUGCAUUGGCCAACAAUUACGGAACAGCUCCAAACUCCUGACACAAAGAUUUGAAAGUAAAAAUUAUACAUUUUCAAAAUAUUGUGCGGUGCGUUUUGGAAAAAAAGCUGUGGCCUACCAUUGGCAUAGCACCAAAUGGCGUGGGGAAAACAUUGUGAUUAGAUGCUGCGUCCAACAAGUCACAUGCGCCCCUGCCGUUGGCAUCGCACCAAACGGCGUGGGGGAAACAUUGUGAUUAGAUGCUGCGUCCAACAAGUCACAUGCGCCCCUGCCGUUGGCAUCGCACCAAACGGCGUGGGGGAAACAUUGUGAUUAGAUGCUGCGUCCAACAAGGCGCAUGCGCCAUUGCCGUUGGCAUAGCACCAAACGGCGUGGGGGAAACAUUGUGAUUAGAUGUUGCGUCCAACAAGGCGCAUGCGCCAUUGCCGUUGGCAUAGCACCAAACGGCGUGGGGGAAACAUUGUGAUUAGAUGCUGCGUCCAACAAGGCGCAUGCGCCAUUGCCGUUGGCAUAGCACCAAACGGCGUGGGGGAAACAUUGUGAUUAGAUGCUGCGUCCAACAAGUCGCAUGCGCCAUUGCCGUUGGCAUAGCACCAAACGGCGUGGGGGAAACAUUGUGAUUAGAUGUUGCGUCCAACAAGUCGCAUGCGCCAUUGCCGUUGGCAUAGCACCAAACGGCGUGGGGGAAACAUUGUGAUUAGAUGCUGCGUCCAACAAGUCGCAUGCGCCGUUAGAAUCACAAAAUCCAUAUGCUAUUUAUUGAUUGGCUUGACACAAAUACGUAAUUCUGUUGUUUUAUUCCCCCUCGGAGAGUGGCACACUACUACCAUGGUGCAGUAUUUAAUGCACUCCUAUCACUUUCUCUUUAACUGGGUGGGGGUGGGGGUGGGGUGGGGGCUUAAUUGAGGACAUUUUUAAUCGUUCCAAAGGACAUUGAACCGUCGCUGAUUCGUCAAGUGGAUACGUAAUUGGAGUAGAUAUAGAAAUAUAAUGGAAGGAACCUUAUGUAUAUAUUUAUAUAUAUAUACACAUACAUAGAUAUAUAUAAUGUCAUUGUAUAUGAGAUACCUUCUAUUCUUACAUAAAAUGUCCAGUCGUGGUCAUUGGCGGACGGACGAAAAGAUUAAUCGGAGUAGACCAGAAAACGCUGAGGGUAACAUCCUGACGUUUCUUGCCAUUGUAUCUGCAAAUGGCUUAAGUUAUGGGUUAAGUUUGUGCAACAUUAAGCAUCAAAGGGAGUGUAUAACAUAGAAAUGAGUUUAUACUAUUAAAAAAAAAAAUUGCCUCCCUUGAUAUUUCAAAAGUUGCAAAAAGUGCAGUUUAAGACCACAAAAUAGAAAAAAUAAAUACAUUUUAAAAAAUGUAAAAUGGUUCAUUGAACUAAAGACAGGGUGCACAUGAUUCUGAUAUCAAACCUUUAAAAAAAAAAAAAAAAUUAAAAAUUGACGUAAUUCAUACAAAUUAACAAACAACGGGAUAUUUUUUCUUUUAAUCUAAUUAAAUAAAUAUAAUUUAAGGUCAAGUAAAGUUAACGCACACGGAAAUCUUUUGAAACUUUAUACAUAAACUUUGUAUUUAAAAAAAAAAAUUGCCUCCCUUGAAAUUUCAAAAGUUGCAAAAAGUGAAGUUUAAGACCACAAAAUAGAAAAAAUAAAUACAUUUUAAAAAAUGUAAAAUGGUUCAUUGAAAUAAAGACAGGGUGCACAUGAUUCUGAUAUCAAACCUUUAAAAAAAAAAAAAAAAAUUAAAAAUUGACGUAAUUCAUACAAAUUAGCCAACGACGGGAUAUUUUUUCUUUUAAUCUAAUUACAUAAAUAUAAUUUAAGGUCAAGGAAAGUUCACGCACAAGGAAAUCUUGUGAAACGUUAUACAUAACAUUUGUAUUUUAGGUCAGUAGUUUCCCAUUUUUUUUUUUUCGGUCAGUCGAACAGCUUCCAAGUCUGUGUUUUCCUGAAACCUAUCAACCUUCUAACGUUUUCUCCUGCCAUCAAUCUAUUAUCAUUCUAAAAAAUCUCAUACUCUCCCACAUUUCUUCAUUCUACAAAACUCUCAAAACCAUCAAUCUACCUUUAUGUCACGUAACCCCUUUAACCUUUUAAUGCCGUAUUUGCUCACCAGCUGACGGACUCCGCUACCAACAAUGUCGCUGUGGCACCGCGGUCCUGUGUCCGCCACAGAACGAAAACACGCCUCCCACAACAGCGGCAACUACAACUCCAACAUCCACCGCAACAACAACUGCGCCUGCCACCCCAUGAUAAGCAUCCUGUUUACGUCUGGACACCAGAUGAAGUGAACACUGGAGCACUAGAUGGAGUGAACACUGGAGCACCAGAUGAAGAGAGCACCGGAGCACUUAACUCAAAUAUUCUAAACAGAAAACUCUUUUAAUAAAACACGAGUCUGCCAAAUCC